UCCCCUGGAAGCCUCUCUUGCCAGCGGAAGUUGCAGGAUUCGAGCAUGCAGCAGUCGCAGCAGCUGCCUGAGCUGUUUGAAUAUACUCAAUAGUCUAAUCUCUAAAGUAUGGCCAGUGUUGAGCAGGUGACAGCAGUAGGACAGGUUCUGGUGGACCCAGGACUGGACCUGUCCCAGCGGUUCAGAGCAUUAUUCACCCUGAAGAACCUGGGAGGUGUUGACGCUAUAGAAUGGAUCAAUAAAGCCUUCACUGAUGAGUCUGCUCUGCUGAAGCAUGAACUGGCCUACUGCCUGGGACAGAUGCAGGACAGACGGGCCAUACCCGCUUUGACUGCUGUACUCAAAGAUACACAACAGGAACCUAUGGUCAGGCAUGAAGCAGGAGAAGCUCUGGGAGCCAUUGGUGAUCCUGUGGUUCUGGAUCUACUGAAAGAGUACAGUCAGGAUCCUGUUGUAGAGGUUGCAGAGACGUGUCAGCUGGCUGUUCGCCGUUUGGAGUGGCUGCAGAGUGGAGGAGAGAAACAAUUAGAGGAAGGGAGCACAGAUAAGAACCCCUACUGUUCUGUAGACCCAGCCCCUCCAGCAGUGAGGAAGAGUGUGUCAGAGCUGCGCUCCAUCCUGUUGGAUGAGAGUCUGCCACUCUUUGAACGCUACCGUGCCAUGUUUGCACUUCGGAAUCUGGGCAACGAGGAUGCAGUGCUGGCACUGGGAGACGGCCUGCAGUGCUCCAGCGCUCUGUUCCGUCAUGAGAUUGGUUAUGUCCUGGGUCAAAUGCAGCACCCAGCAGCAGUACCAGCCUUGUGUGCAGCUCUGGAGCGUUCUGAUGAGAGCCCCAUGGUCCGGCACGAGGCAGCAGAGGCUCUGGGCUCCAUUGGGAAAGAGGAGUGUCUGGCUGUGCUGCAGCGUUACCGGGAAGACAGAGAACGUGUCGUCAAAGAGAGCUGUGAGGUUGCUCUGGAUAUGCUGGAUUAUGAAAACAGCGACCAGUUCCAGUAUGCAGAUGGACUGGUUAGAUUACAGGGUUAAAGGUCAAUGUCAAAACUGAAGGGGCCUUCACUCAAAUGUCUUCUUCAUACUUUUACUAUAUACUAUUGUAUUUACAACAUAGACAGCUUGACAACUCAGUGCUACGUCAACAAAACUACUGGAUCUCUGGAAUGAAGCUUUACAUUAUGAAAGAAUACUCGGUACAUGAAUUCAAUAAUGAGUGCGGGAGUGAGCUCUCAGCUGUAGGAUGUAUAGGUGUUACAGUGGGGUGGGGCUGUGCACGGCCAUUUCUGUAACUUUCCAAAACGGACAAGCAGACAUUGACACCCACUUCAUGCAGUGAUUGGUCUGUGCAGAGAUGAGAAAAGAGUCAGAGUUUGAACUUCACUCUCUAGCUCUUCUUCUUCUUUCAUGACACAACUAUUUCUGUGACUUUUCAUGUGAACACUAUGACUACCUCUUAGGAGAGACUGUCUGAAACAUGCACUGUUAUCCUCGAAUUUAAACAAUAUGACGUCUUCCACCGUCCCCCCUCCCCUCUCUGUGACGGUUGGCUGAAUUCACAUACAACAUGAAGCAAAGCUCAUCAGUCCUUACUCUGGCAAAUUUACGGUAAUAUUAUUUGUUCUUUUUUUUGCAAUAACUGAUGUGUUCCCCAACUGAAACUGUGUCGGUGUCGCAGUGGAGUGUUUAACAACUCAGGGCUGAUUUAUCUACUUUUCGAGAAGCAUUUUUUCAUAAUUUCCCUCCAGCCCACAUACUUUUUUCUGCUAUCAUUUGCAGUUUUGAUCCAAGCUAUACUGUGGUGUGAUCAGGUCUGCUGCCAGUUCAUUCUUCUCUAAGGAAUAAGCCAAAGAGCGAUUUCUCUGUUGUGGAUUUACAGUAUGUUGGGAAGUACACAGCCCAUAAUGUUUGGAAGGUUCAUUCCAUUAAUCUGCUGCAGAGUGUUGAUUAGCACUCCUAUUACUUCAUCACCAUGGAACGUAUUAAUUUACAGGUUGGAAUACAAUUAGCAUCUUUUAUCAUGCACAGCCAGCUGUGUACUGUAUAUAUAAAAUUAAAAUAAUGUUGUAUACAUUUA
This is a messenger RNA of Thunnus maccoyii (southern bluefin tuna), 2068 nucleotides long. RefSeq names its product deoxyhypusine hydroxylase/monooxygenase (gene dohh). The coding region runs from base 109 to 1026 and encodes 305 amino acids. The record is from RefSeq and is a predicted model, not a curated record. Gene Ontology annotation, molecular function: deoxyhypusine monooxygenase activity. Gene Ontology annotation, biological process: peptidyl-hypusine biosynthetic process. Lineage: Eukaryota; Metazoa; Chordata; Actinopteri; Scombriformes; Scombridae. The transcript is spliced from 6 exons.